Molecule: messenger RNA, 505 nt
Organism: Linum tenue
Lineage: Eukaryota; Viridiplantae; Streptophyta; Magnoliopsida; Malpighiales; Linaceae
Source: the annotation of a GenBank genome assembly
AUUACAUAAAACAGUUGUAGUAGUAAUUACAGUAACAGUAGAAAUGGCGCAGAAUGGCAGCAGCAGAGUUGGCGCCUGUUGUAUUUCCCUCCUCCUGAUCAUCAUGUUGUUCUGUCAAGCAGCCUUCUUUACCGAGACGGCGGCUGCAGCCACGUACACGAUCGAGUGGGCGUUCGGCGUCACCAAUUGGCCCAACGGCAAGAACUUCAAGGCUGGCGACGUUAUAGUUUUCCACUACGAGCAAGGAGAACACGAGGUGGCGGUGGUGGAUGCUAACGGGUACAAGACCUGCACCGUCCCGACGGGAGCUAAGAUCUACACCUCCGGCAACGACAGGGUCACUCUCCAGCAGGGGAACAACUACUUCAUCUGCGAUAUUCCUCAGCACUGUGAUCAAGGUGGAAUGAAGAUUGCUGUUACUGCUGCUUAAACGAUCUACUAUGCUUUCAUUUUGCAAAACCUGGCUAGAAACUAGUCAUAAGAUUUCAUUGAGGGCACUUGGAUU